Molecule: messenger RNA, 5783 nt
Organism: Xyrauchen texanus (razorback sucker)
Lineage: Eukaryota; Metazoa; Chordata; Actinopteri; Cypriniformes; Catostomidae
Gene: ppp1r16b
Product: protein phosphatase 1, regulatory subunit 16B
Exons: 11
Coding region: 1071-2678 (535 amino acids)
Biological process (GO): regulation of sprouting angiogenesis; establishment of endothelial barrier
Cellular component (GO): cytoplasm
Molecular function (GO): phosphatase regulator activity; enzyme inhibitor activity; protein binding
Source: RefSeq, a predicted model, not a curated record
AACAAGGGCGCGCUGCUUAUUCAGUAACAUCUCUAUCAACAACUUACAACUAUCAGUACAUUUGCUUCAGGAUAUUAUUUAAUGUCUAUAGUAAAAAGAAAUGAACUGUAGAAAAGAGCAAAUUGCUCAAUUGAACAUACAUCACUGUCAUCAUACGCGGAGUGGACGCGACUGAUUUUGGUGUUCGUGGAUCCGUAAAUGGAUUCUUUAGAUCCCGUUUUCUCCAAAACAAGGAUUUAUUACAGCUUGUUAGAUCAUUAGAAAACAUAGAACUUCCUUUUUACGUUUGUGCAUUAAACUCAAAAUGUUAUUCUGGGUCAAUCUGGGCAGUCACACACCGGAUCUGGAUCUAUAUGAAAUCUAUAUUGAGUUUUGUGAUGUCAUGCAGAGCACGGGCCGUGUGAUCGGCUCUUGUUUAGAUUGAAGUUCUCGGUGCUUUUCAACCGUGUUAAAGGACACACCGCUAAUGAUGCAGACCUCAUUAUCUUUACAUGUCUCCAAUUCAGGAAGCGUCUCAUGUCCCGAGUGUCAUGUUUAUGUGACAGAUUCUAACAUCUGAGAGGGGCUAGAAAUGUAAAAUAGGCCCCUCACAAGCGUUCAUGCUCCGCGUGAGUCACCUGCUCUCCUUUCUGUCAUUUUCUCCUCUGGAGGAUGAAACAUUGUGUCUCAGAUGUCUUGUCGAUAAGCACAGGAAGUGGUGAUGUGUGUUUGCGUGUGUUGAUGGCGUCCGUUGCUGACAGGAUGUUACAGUUGUGUGUCAGUUUUGCCCAUUUCACAGAUGGAAAAUUGCUCCGCAGUAGAGAAGAACCUGGCGUAUUUAUAUGUAAAACCCACCUUCCUCUGAACGUCCCGCCAGCGGAUCAAACGUAUUGCUAAAUUACUCGCCAGACAUGUGCGCGGGGUUAUACGUGGCCUCCACUGGUGGUUUUGUAUAAAACUGUGGACAAACCAAAACAUUAAAGGUCAAGGAUGAAAGGUGGAGGUUGGGCAGGGAGGUGUAGUCCCCGCUAGAUUCACCAUCAUCAUCAUCAUCAUCAUCAUCUCUCUUGGUUGUUCCACCUGCGGUCAUCAUGUCCAAUCACCUGGAGUUGCUGACAGAGCUGCAGCAGCUGGAUAAGGUGCCCAGUCUCGAACGCCUACGAGCCGCUCAGAAACGCCGCACGCAGCAGCUCAAGCAAUGGGCCGUUUAUGAGAAGGACAUGCAAAACAAGAAGCGCAAGGCCGACAAGCGCUGUGCCAACGGUAACCAUGGAAACAUAGCGGAGAACCGUAGAAGGGUUUCGUUUGCGGCGAGCGUUGCUUUGUUGGAGGUCUCGGCGAGAAACGAUCCAGAUGAAGUGCGAUAUCUACUGAAGAACAACAUUAGUCCUGAUCUGAGUAAUGAAGACGGUCUGACAGCGCUGCACCAGUGUUGUAUUGAUAACUAUGAAGACAUGGUGCAGAUCUUACUGGCUCACGGAGCGACUGUAAACGCUCAGGACAACGAGCUCUGGACGCCGCUGCACGCUGCUGCCACCUGCGGGCACACGGGACUCGUCAAGAUCCUCAUACAGCAUGGUGCUGACCUGCUAGCUGUGAACUCUGAUGGCAACAUGCCCUAUGACCUCUGUGAGGAUGACCCCACGCUCGACAUUAUCGAGACCGCCAUGGCCAAUCGAGGCAUCACGCAGGAGAUGAUCAAUGAGACGCGAGCGGCGGUGGAGAGGAGGAUGCUGGGAGAUAUUCAGAACAUCCUGCUGGACGGAGCGGACAUCAACAAACAAGACUCGCAGGGCGCUACACUGCUUCAUGUCGCUGCAGCGAACGGUUACGCACAGGCCGCAGAACUGCUGUUAGAGGGCGGAGCCAGAACAGACAAGAGAGAUGCUGAUGGGUGGCAACCGUUGCACGCUGCUGCAUGCUGGGGACAGGUUCAUGUGGCAGAGCUGCUCGUGUCUCAUGGUGCCAAUCUAAAUGCCAAAACACACAUGGAGGAGACGCCCAUCGAUCUGUGUGAGGACGAGGAGUUCAGGAAUCAUCUACUGGAACUGAAGCACAAGCACGACAUCAUCAUGAAGUCACAGCUCAAACACAAGACGUCACUGUGUCGCAGAACCAGCAGUACAGGCAGCCGCGGGAAGGUGGUGAGGAGGGCGAGUCUGUCAGACAGACAUAAUCUGUGCAGGAAAGAGUAUCAGACAGAAGCAAUCGUGUGGAGAGGGAGAGAAAAGGAGAGAGAACGAGAGUCUGACCAGGAGAACAGCCAAUCAACUUGGUCUGAUGAAGCCCAUCCAGCUCCUGGAAUCCUGAAGGAAGUAGGUCGACGAAACGGCAACAUCUCCACCAGCACGACCCCUGCUGAGCCGCCUGCUCCUAACGGUGACCCCGUGACCCCUGAACGUCAUGACCUCACCCCGUCCACUGAGGAGUGUAAUCCCAAAGAGCCACACGCUCAGACGCUGUCCGAACUCAAAAAGAAGCGCGCUGCCGCCAAACUCCUCAACGGUCACCUGGGCAACGGCUCCACUGUUUCCAUGGAGACCAAAGGCAGUGUCGAGGAUCCGCACAUGCCGCUGGUAUCGUCCAAUGGCAGCGCAGUUUACUUCACGCCCGCCAGCGGGGACCCGCCCCUUUACAUAUUCAAGCAGCCAAUAGAAGACGAGGAUCCCAAAACUCACGGCUGCUGCUGCAUCUCAUAGAGAGCGUCAGUCAAAGGAUUCCAAGCGUCUGAUUGGCUGGAAAUUAAACACGUAGCAGAACUCUCUGCCGCCCACUAGUGGAAUUGAUCCCGCAUUUCACCCGCCAGAGAUUUCCCCUCUGUGAUCGUCCGUCCCGCUCCAAACCCGUACAUUUCAGGAGGCGUUCCGCUGAAGAAAUGCAGGAAGGAAACGGAAGCCGUGUGAGAUAAACGUAAUGUAAAAGAAAGUGAAACGUGAGGUACGGUUGAGUUACUUCAAUAGUAAUCCACUACUGUUAAAUUUUCGAAGAAAUAUGAAGUUGAGUAUCGUCGACAUAACGGUGAAAAAUUAUUCCACAAUUCCCGAUAAUAUCUCCCAGAGGAAGCAUAUAUAAGGAGAAAAGUAGAGGCCCUAAAAGUGUUCCCUGCGGCACUCCAUACGUAACUUUAGUUUGAUCUGACUCAGCACCUUACAUUUCUCUUUCACAUGCGGCGUGACCUCUCGAUGAACUCGAAACAGGAAAAGGAAGUGCUGAAAUAAGGAUGGAAAAUUGCACAGUUGUCCCUCAUUCAGGUUUCACAGGUUAUAUCUGACACACUUUUUCACUUCCGGCAUCGAUUCUGAGCAACUAUGAAGAUCUCAUUCAACUUAAUGUACGAUUGUGCUUUAAACCAACUCAUGAUGAUGACCACAUCGGACUCAAAUCAAAAGAAAAUGAAUGUUUUGUGCUGCAUGGGAUGCACAAGUCAAUGAAAUCAGCGUUCAGGGAACGUCGCAGCAGAUCUCGUGCUGUUGAACGGUUUGGAAACGCCGAUUUACACGGAACAGAAUAAAUCAGUAACAGUAUUUCUGUUGCCGGUUGUGAUUGUGAGGCGACAGACCCAGAAGUGUUUGUGUACAGUAUUUAUUUGUAUAUGUGCAUAGAAGCCACUGUACUAUAAGAUGAAUUAUUUAUUGUAUUGCCGAGUGAUGAACUGACCGCAAAUCUAUAUCUGAUGAUUUAUGAAGGCGUCCUUUAAGUCUGUUUUCAGACGGCAGUAUUUUUGUAUGACAGUGUUAUGGAAGCCCUGCAUGUGCAUUAGAAGGAAAUACAGUCUAUAUUGUAUUAUUCAUCGUAUGUUCAGUGUUUCAUAAGAGGGUUCAAGGGUCAAGAGCACAGGGAUGGGUUUGUAUGGGAGAGUUGUCGAGGUCGGCCUGUAGUUCAUUUGUCUGAAACCGAUAACGAAGGUGGCGAAAAGGGCAGAUAACCGAUUAAUCGGCCAAAAUUGAUUUACAGAAUGUCAGAAAAAUUUCGUAUUUUUUUUCUUCGCAUGGCAGACACAGAAAAGAGUCUAAAAUUAAUUACAUCCCAGAUGCGGUUUAUUGUUUAAUUAAAAUUAGAUUUAGACUGAUAUAUCGGUUUUACCGAUUAAUCGGUACCGAUAGUUGCUUUUGGAACUGCUUUUUUUUUUCUCUGUGUUCCUCUACAAUUAUAUAUAUAUAUAUAUACAUUAAAUAUAAAACAUUGUAACAAAGUGUCCGUCAUUUCAAGACAAAAUCUGCUGUCAUUUUUGGGCUUGUUUAUUUAGUUAAAAGUUUCUGGUUAUGCACCAAAUCAAUAUUUUAUCGGCAUUUUCCAUCACCUUAGUCUUUUCCAUAUCUGCAAAAUCAACUAUCGAGGUAACAAAAAUCUUAAUAACCAGAAUGUUUUUGAAAUAAAAUUUAAAUAGUAUAAACAAGCCCAAAGCACAACGGGGACUCUUAUUUUGAAGAGUAUUUUCAGCAACUGUCGGCACCGAUUAAUCGGUCAAACUAAUAUAUCGGUCUUCCUCUAUAGAGAAGUAUAUCUAGAUGAUAUAACCCUCGUUCUGUAAAAUAAAACCUUUGGUAGAAGAAAAUGCAAAUAUUAUGAGAUAUAAGUAUUCCACAUAUCUUCUUAUCUUGACUGGAUUAUUAUUUGAUUUGUACAGUUCUGCCUAGGUAGCUCUGUCUAUUUCCUGCCACUUUCCUAUUGGGUGCCAAAGUCUUCCAGAAGAUGUACAUCAGAAACAGCCAAUCAGGUCCCAGGAACACUCCCAUAGCCCCUCCCUCUUCUCAACACUCGCCCUAUAGAGCUGUUCAGACGUUAUGUCAAUUUGUGUACAAACACGGAGAGCUAUUUCACCAUACAAGUCUCCUAUGCUUAUUUUUUUUAUAUAUAUAUUAUUUUUAAAAUAGUCAAAUAAGAUCUGUGGUGAAAAUGACUUGGAAGUGACUUUCACGUUUUGUUCUAGAAGCAUGUUGCUGAAUAAGGACUACAAUAGUCGUCCAUUGUGUAAAGCACGUAGCUCAGACGCUGAUGGGAGUUGUAGUCCUUAAUUAGCAUUGUGCUAGCAAUGUGCAUUUAAAAAAAAAACACAGUAGCUUAAAAAUGAACAUGAGAUUUACAGACAAAAUAUUAAAGUCGCUUCAAGUUAUUUUGACUCAUUAAUCUAAAACUGCUAUUAUAAAAACUCAUCUGUCUUGAAAAUGUUAAUUGUCUUCCGGGUUUUCGGACUACAACCUGAACAGCUCUAUUCAUUCGUCACUUUACAGAGCCGGAAAACAAAUGUAAAUAAUCGUUGGUAUUUGAUUUCCUUUUGAUUGUGAAUGUAAUAGUGAAAUGCAAUAUGGCCGUAAUAUGACUCGAUAUUACUGUGACACUGAAACGCUUCAUACUGUAUCAGUCGGAGGCCAACAUGUGCUAACAUUACCGGCUUUAUAUGAACAAAGGACUGUUUUAAGGGUUUAUGAAGGUGCCCACAGACGAACACACAAAACUGUCACUGUUGUCACGACAGUCGUAGCGUACAGUCGUACAGUAUUCCUGUAGCGUAUCACAAAUGUAAAUAGAAAUAUGACUGAUGAUAUUUAGCCUCAAGAGUUUUGCUUCCAUUUUUACUGUGUUAAACCGUCUCUGUUUGGACGUGUAAUGCCUCGCUCACCAUAAAGGGAAAAGAUGAUCACAACUACUGAUUUUAUAAUUACUGGAAUACACUGAUCACUGUAUUAACAUUUUCAAUAAAUUGUAUAUUUGGAUCAGUUUCUAAAACAGUCUUGUUUCUUGACUCCAUUUACCCAAACUCUGUUUGCUUCACACUGACAUUAUUGUCAUGAUAGUGAUGAACA